This is a messenger RNA of Gigantopelta aegis, 5461 nucleotides long. RefSeq names its product multidrug resistance-associated protein 1-like. Gene Ontology annotation, molecular function: ABC-type transporter activity; ATP hydrolysis activity; ATP binding. Gene Ontology annotation, cellular component: membrane. NCBI's taxonomy places the organism in Eukaryota, Metazoa, Mollusca, Gastropoda, Neomphalida, Peltospiridae. The coding region runs from base 59 to 4762 and encodes 1567 amino acids. The record is from RefSeq and is a predicted model, not a curated record. Gene Ontology annotation, biological process: transmembrane transport. The transcript is spliced from 31 exons.
GAGAAUACAUCAAGCGUCAUUAGUCUGUAAACACAGUUACGUCCCUUGAACAUGCAGGAUGUCAAACGAUGGUGCUUCUUUCUGUGAUACUCCGUUGUGGGACAGUUCCCUUUCUUUCAACACCACAGAUCCAGACCUGACAACUUGCUUUCAGAAGACUGUGUUGCUAUGGAUACCUUGUGGUUUCCUGUUUCUGAUCAGUCCUUACAGAAUAUAUUCAUUGUGGAAAUCGAAAGUUGGUGCAGUACCAUUAUGGGCUUACAAUGUAGCGAAAUUGGUUCUGGGUGGUCUUAUUGGCUGCCUAUCUGUGAGUGAUCUGUUCUACAGCAUUUACGAGUGGUCCACUGGAUCAUCAGUACCAGUUGUCAACAUCAUAUCUCCUCUAAUCGUCAUUUUAUCCAUGAUCCUGUAUGAUUUCCUAGUACAUUUUGAGAGACAACAUGGCAUCCGAACAUCAGGCUAUCUGGUGAUAUUCUGGAUACUGCUGACAGUGGCUACAUCAGUCCCAUUCCAGUCGAAUAUCCGAACAGCUCUGAGGGAGGGACAAAUUGAAGAUCUGUUCCGAUUUAUAACUUUCAACAUACACUUCCCUAUUGUCCUUGUCCAGCUUGUCUUGUCGUCCUUUGUUGAUAAAGAGCCAGAGUUUUAUCCAAUCAAACAGUCAGAAAAGCCUUGCCCAGAGAGCAGUGCUUCAUUUCUGUCACAAAUUACAUUCUGGUGGUUUACCAGCCUGGUGAAGAAAGGUUACCGCAAAGCUCUUGAGAGGAGGGAUCUGUGGUCUCUGAACUCAUGUGACACCUCGCAGUAUGUUGUCCCCAAGUUUGAACAGCACUGGAACAAGGAACUCAACACGUCACAGUGUUUAGUAAGCUCACCUAAUCCAUCGAGAAAUAGUAUACCCCUGAAGGAGCGAUACAACGACAGCCGCACCUACACAGAAGUGAAUCUGGACGUAACGGUGAAAGAUGGUAGGCGAGAGAAGAAGCCAAAUGUACUAAAAUGUCUCGUCAAGACAUUUGGAAGAUUCUUUUUACUUGCAGCUGUGUACAAACUUAUGCAUGACAUCCUGCUGUUUGCUGCUCCAGCAUUAUUGAGGCUUCUGAUCCAGUUUGUGAAGAAUAAAGAGGAAUAUGUUUGGCAUGGGUACCUGUAUGCCAGUGCCCUGCUGGUUUGUGCAGUGGUCCAGUCCCUUAUUCUUCACCAGUAUUUUCACAGCUGUCUUGUGCUCGGUAUGAGGUUGAGAACGGUCAUCAUAGCAGCAGUCUACAGAAAGACACUGAAACUUUCGAGUUCUGCGCGGAAGAAAUCGACAAUGGGUGAGAUUGUCAACUUGAUGUCUGUGGAUGCUCAGCGUUUCAUGGAUCUGAUGACCUACUUCCACACGAUCUGGUCCGGACCAUUCCAAAUCUCUGUGUGUUUGUACUUGCUGUGGCAGACCCUAGGUCCACCCAUCCUCGCCGGGGUCGGAGUUAUGGUUCUUCUUGUGCCCGUCUCUUAUGCCAUCGCAAACAAGACAAAAUAUCUUCAGACUGAACAAAUGAAUUUUAAGGAUUCCCGAAUCAAACUUAUGAAUGAAAUUUUAAAUGGAAUGAAGGUCCUGAAACUGUACGCAUGGGAACUGUCAUUCCAGGAGAAAGUUGUUAAUAUUCGAAAUGAAGAACUGGAGGUUCUGAAGAAGUCUGCCUAUCUGAAUGCCAUUUCAACAUUUGCUUGGACAUUUGCUCCAUUUUUGGUGUCACUGGUCACAUUUGGAGUGUAUGUGUUGUCUGACCCAAACAAUGUACUGGAUGCUGAAAAAGCUUUUGUAUCUCUGUCUCUGUUCAACAUUAUGCGAUUUCCUCUUGCCAUGUUUCCACAAGUUGUCACAAAUAUUGUUCAGGCUAAUGUGUCGUUGAAAAGAGUACAGAAGUUUCUGACUCAGACUGAGCUGGACCCAGAAGCUGUUCAAAAGUGCUACACUUCAGAAAUAGCUGUUAAGAUUGAGAAUGGGACAUUUGCCUGGGAUGUAGAAGAUACUACUAUCCUAACAAACAUCAACCUGGAAUUCCCGCAAGGAUCUCUGGUGGCUGUUGUUGGUAUGGUUGGAUCAGGCAAGUCGUCCUUACUUUCUGCACUCCUUGGAGAAAUGGAUAGAAUCUCUGGAUCUGUUUGUGUUACAGGUUCUGUAGCGUACGUCGCACAGCAAGCAUGGAUUCAGAACUGUACCCUGCAAGACAACAUUCUGUUUGGAAAACCACUUAUUCAGUCCAAAUAUAAUCAUCUGUUGGAGGCGUGUGCUCUUGGGCCUGACCUUGACAUGUUGCCUGCUGGUGACCAGACAGAGAUUGGGGAAAAGGGUAUUAACCUGAGUGGAGGUCAGAAGCAGCGUGUCAGUGUUGCCCGUGCGGUGUAUCAGGACAAAGACGUAUACCUCUUUGAUGACCCACUCAGUGCUGUGGACGCACACGUCGGCAAACACAUCUUUGACAACGUCAUUGGACCGAAGGGCAUCCUCAGUGAAAAGACACGAAUCCUGGUGACCCAUGGUAUCAACUUUCUGCCCCAAGUGAACCUGAUUGUCGUCUUGGUGGAUGGUCAGAUAUCGGAGGUUGGGUCUUACUCGGAGCUGAUGACUCAUGCGGGGGCCUUCGCCCUCUUCCUCAAGAACUUCUUAACCAUCGACAUUGCUUCUGAUGAAGAAGGGCAAGACUUGGAAGGGCUAAGUCUACGAGAAGAAAUGCUAUCACAACUUGGGUCUAUUAUGGAUUUAACUGAAGACAGAAGUAUUGAAAGACAGCGUUCAGUACUUUCUGAAACAUUCCGACAUCGCACGGAGUCGGUUCGAACAGUGAGCAGCGGUCAGAGUCGUCACUCCUCACAGGAGUUGUGUCCCGGCAACAAGGAAAAAGAUGGCACUUCACCUCUUAGAGACGGAAUGAAGCAGACGGAUCAAACACUGUCACAGACGGAAGUAGACAAGUGCACAGACAAAAGCAAGAAGCAUGACAACAAGUUGAUAAAGUCAGAAACUUUGUUGACUGGAAGGGUAAAGCUUGAAGUGUUCUUGACCUACCUCAAAGCUGUUGGUCUGUUCAUGAGUUUUGGAGUGGUCUUGUUCUUUGCCCUUACCAAUGCUGCUAGUAUCUCUGGCAACGUUUGGCUGAGCGACUGGAGCAACGAUGCGCUGUCUAUGAACACGACGUCAGUUUCACAGACACAUCUUAGACUGACUGUUUAUGGGGUGCUCGGCUUGGCACAAGGUCUUCUGGAAAUGGUCUCUGCCUUUGUAAUGGCUGUCGCUGGAAUCAGAGUAUCAUGUUGCCUGUUCAACUCCUUGGUGUGUGCUUUGCUUAGGUCCACGCUGCUGUUACACGAGACCACACCAAGGGGGCAGAUCAUGAACCGGUACUGUGAGGAUGUCGCGGAACUCGACUAUGUGAUGCCGUUCACUGUCCGAUCAAUGUUGAAUGUCAUCAUGAGUGCCAUCGGAUCAUUUGCAUUGAUGGUUAUAGUCACCCCAUACAUGGCCAUUGUCAUUCUGGUGUUGUCUGUCCCUUAUUUUGGUUUGUUCCAGCGAUUCUACGUAUCCACAUCAAGACAACUGAAAAGGCUGGAAUCAGUGAGUCGCUCACCAAUUUAUUCUCAUUUUGGUGAGACGCUCAUUGGUGUUUCUACUAUUCGAGCAUUUAAACUACAAGAAAGGUUUAUCACGGAGUCGGAAAAACGAGUGGAUGAGAAUCAGAUCUGUUAUUACCCAAGCAUUGUGGCCAAUAGAUGGCUGGCAGUUCGUCUGGAGUUUGUUGGCAACUGUAUUAUUUUCUUUGCCUCUCUCUUUGUGGUGCUGGGUCGGAAUUCCCUUAGUCCAGGCAUUGUGGGUCUCUCUGUCUCGUACGCUAUGAAUAUAACACAAAUAUUGAACUGGAUGGUUCGAAUGAUGUGUGACCUGGAAACUAACAUUGUUGCCGUGGAGAGAAUAAAGGAACUUUCUGAGACUCAAUCUGAGGCUGACUGGAUUAUAGAAGAUCGCCGUCCAGAUGACACAUGGCCUCAACAGGGAUUGGUGCAAUUUGACAACUACCAGACUCGAUACCGAAAAGAACUGGACCUUGCUUUGAAGGGUAUCAGCUGCACAAUCCAAUCUGGAGAGAAGGUUGGAAUUGUUGGUCGAACUGGUGCUGGAAAGUCCUCAUUAACUCUUGCAUUGUUCCGCAUCAUUGAGGCAACUGGAGGCCGUAUCAGUAUUGAUGGUAUCAAUAUAGCAGACAUUGGAUUACAUGACUUGAGAUCAAGACUCACAAUUAUACCUCAGGAUCCCGUCUUGUUCUCAGGUUCUCUACGCAUGAACCUUGACCCAUUCGAUGUUUACAGUGAUAAAGACAUUUGGCUUGCCCUUGAGCUUGCUCAUUUGAAAAAUUACAUAUCGUCCUUAUCAGAAGGCCUUCUGUACGAGUGUUCCGAGGGAGGAGAAAACCUAAGUGUUGGUCAGAGACAGCUACUUUGUUUAGCACGUGCUCUGCUGAGGAAGUCUAAAAUUUUAAUUCUGGACGAGGCUACUGCGGCUGUUGACUUGGAAACGGAUGAUCUCAUUCAGACAACAAUCAGAGCCGAGUUUAAGGAAUGUACAGUACUCACCAUUGCCCACCGCCUUCACACAAUCAUGGAUUACACAAAAAUUCUGGUGCUAGAUGCAGGAGAGGUCCGAGAAUUUGAGGACCCCCAAGUUCUGCUGCGGAACACACAGUCAUUGUUUUACAAAAUGGCAAAAGAUGCUGGAUUGGCUUGACAGCAAGUCACCCCUCAAAAGGAUCAUUAUUAGUUUAAGAGUAGUUUUAGUCUGGUCAUAAACAUAAUAAUGCAAGGUAUCAAGUGAUACAUAAUUUAGGAUGGUGCUGGGUCGCCUAAGGUACAUUGUUUUAUUACAAGCCUUUACAAAGAGAUAGUAGUGUUGUACUCCAUACAUGGAGGUGACAGUGUUUGGGGGGAUUUCUUUUGGUUCACAUGAUGUAUUUCUGAUGUGCUUCCAUAGAAUGACCUUCUCCAGUCAUACUUACUGACCACUAUCAUAUGUCCAUCCAUCCCCUUGUUUUUGUUAUGUUUGUUUUAUGGGGGUUUUUUAUAUAUAUCUAUAUACAUAUAUAUACAUUAUAUGUUUUGAAGACAUGAUUUUACAACAAAAUGUUUUUGUUUUUUUUGUGUACCAGUUACUACUACAAUGAUUUUGUUUUAAUAAGUAUAUUGCUGUUACAUAUUAAUGACUUAGUACAAAUUGCUUUCUGUUUGCUUAUAUGUUAUCAGGGCAUUUUUCUGUGCCCAUUGUAAUUUAAGUAUGCAUCAAAUCUAUUUGUAUGCAUUUUCACACUGAAUCUUUUUUUUUUCUUUCUUUCUUUCUGGGGUUUUUUUUUUUCCUUUUUUUUUUAUGAGUGAAAAUAAACUUUUAUUUAUUUUUGCCAUGACACAUGUAAUAUAAUAUGUAUGUUGAAGU